Carassius gibelio (silver crucian carp) is the source of this 1265-nucleotide messenger RNA. Its product is annotated as fumarylacetoacetate hydrolase domain-containing protein 2. Lineage: Eukaryota; Metazoa; Chordata; Actinopteri; Cypriniformes; Cyprinidae. Bases 211 to 1128 code for a protein of 305 amino acids. The transcript has 8 exons. The record is from RefSeq and is a predicted model, not a curated record. Gene Ontology annotation, molecular function: hydro-lyase activity.
GAAGACUCUACGUCAGGUCACAUGACAGCGACGACGGAGUGCGCGAGCUGUCUCGUAUCGAAGUACAAAGAUUGUGUCAUUUUACUCGGUUAACAGAGAUGUUGAAACGUGUAACACGUUAAACCUCAGACAGAUCAUUUUUGUAAUCUUUAUUUGAUUUUAUUGUACUGUGCAUUAUCAAACCUGCUGUUUUUUUUGCAUCAAGAUCAGAUGAGAUUUCUGGGUAUCUUCUCUGCAGGCACCACAAGCUCAGCCGCUAUGAGACUCGUCCAGUUCUGCCACAGAGGAGGCGAGGGGGGCGUCAGAGUCGGGGUGGAGCAGGCUGAAGAUCAGGGGGUCAUUGAUCUGAAAGCCUUCGACCCCUCCAUGCCUUCCACUAUGAGACAGUUCCUAGAAAUGGGCCAAAAGGGAAUGGACUGUGCUAAGAGGGCUUUGUCCAGCGGUCAGCAUGUGCUGGCGCGGUCAGAUAUCAGGCUGCUGUCCCCCGUGACCGGCCCAGAGAAGGUGGUGUGUGUUGGUAUGAAUUAUAAAGACCACUGCCUAGAGCAAAAUGCCCCCAUUCCUGAAGAGCCCAUCAUAUUCAGCAAGUUCCCCUCCACCAUCACUGGCCCUUCAGAUGAUAUCCUUCUACCAGAAGAGAGUCAGGAAGUGGAUUGGGAGGUGGAACUUGCCUUUGUGAUUGGACGGAAAGGGAAGCACAUUAAGGAAGACGAGGCCCUUUCCUAUGUUGCAGGUUUCACUGUAGCGAAUGACGUGAGUGCUCGUGAUUGGCAGCUGAAGCGCAAUGGAAAGCAGUGGCUGCUGGGUAAAACAUUUGACACAUUUUGUCCACUCGGGCCAGCACUGGUUACCACUGCAGCACUCAAGGAUGUUCAUAACCUGGGUAUCCGCUGUCUGGUGAAUGGGGCCACAGUUCAGGACAGUAACACCAAUCAAAUGAUCUUUCGGACCGAGAAGCUGGUCGCCUGGGUUUCACAGUUUGUGACUCUUUGUCCUGGUGAUGUGUUUUUGACUGGGACGCCUCCAGGUGUGGGGGUGUUCAGAAAUCCACCUGUGUAUUUAAAGAGGGGAGAUGUUGUGGAGUGUCAGAUUGACGAGAUCGGGUCGAUACGGAACACAGUCGUGUAACACGAAGAUCCUACAUUGAUUGAAGUGCCACUACUGCAUUUAUAAUUAUUUCAUAUCGACAUCAUAAAACAUGGAUUCUUUUUUAACUGAAGAAAAUAAAAGAAACAUUAUGCUCUGGGCCAAUUUGAAAAGAAAAA